AUGGACAGGUGUGCCAGAGCUGUGUUCAUAGUGUUUGGGAUGAUUUUGAUGGGUAUAGUUCCAGGGAUUCGAAUGAGUAUCAACCUAAAGAAUCAGUUGGAAUUGGAUGCAACGCCUGUGAAUUCAAAUUACCCUGUCUCCGGCACAACAGACGGAAUUUACGGCCCUUUUGCUUCCAGUAUUUGUAUGGCCUCCAUAGAGGCAAACAUGGUCUGGUGGCGAGGGACUUUACCUUCUAAGGCAAGAAUACAGAACAUCGACAUCGUGUUUAGAAUUGCAGAUCGUGCCGAUGGCUUUGCCUUGUGGAUAUCAAACGAUAGAAGUAUACCGUCCGGUAACAAAUGUUACGAGGAUAUGGACGCCGGCGUCCCAAACCUAACUCAAAACAUUACCUCGUGUAACAGAACCGGUCAGAGAGUGAUGAUAAUCAUCACAAGGACACCACCACGAACAGAGUAUAUGGACGUGUGUGAGGUGGAUAUUUACGGUUGUUUUACACAUACAUAUGGUGACCAGUGUCAAUAUAAUUGUACCAACUGUAAACACGGCUGUAACCCUGACAGCGGAGUUUGUGAUUCAACACACUGUAAUGCGGGCUGGACUGGACCACGGUAUUGUAACCAAACUUGUUCAUCACUUACAUUUGGAGAGAACUGUGUUCAGGAAUGUCAUUGUAAGACGCCCGGAUGUAACGGAGAGACCGGACACUGUAACACACCAGGAUGCCAGGCUGGUUACCAUGGAACCAGUUGCAGUCAAGGUUGCUCGAUCACAACGUUUGGAGAAAACUGCUCAUCCAUGUGUCACUGUGAAACUCCUCGUUGUGAUUCCGGUACAGGUCAAUGUAUCGUUACCGGGUGUGCAGCUGGCUGGAAGGGGGAGUCGUGUGACACACAAUGUUCAGCAAACACUUUUGGCAAAGACUGUCUCCUAACAUGUCAUUGUAAGAUACCCGGAUGUAACCGUGUCACUGGAAUCUGUUUCUCAUCUGAUGGUUGUAGCGACGAAUACAUUGGUAGCUCGUGCAGUAAAACCGCUUUCCACGAACUUUAGUAACAACAUGGCUAAGAGGAUCGAUGAAGAUUAUGGGUAAGAUUGAUAGUUACCGUCACGAUAUCAUUGGGGAAUAUACUAUUCCUUUAUGACAUAUGAAGGUCGAUGCUAUUUAUUAUGUUCAGUAAGGUGCCUUUUUGUUUCGCCGUCACGGUCCCGGUUAUCGCUAU
Molecule: messenger RNA, 1223 nt
Organism: Mizuhopecten yessoensis (Yesso scallop)
Lineage: Eukaryota; Metazoa; Mollusca; Bivalvia; Pectinida; Pectinidae
Product: multiple epidermal growth factor-like domains protein 10
Exons: 8
Coding region: 1-1053 (350 amino acids)
Molecular function (GO): scavenger receptor activity
Source: RefSeq, a predicted model, not a curated record